GUCUAUCUCUGACGCUUGGUAACCUUGCUAAUCCCUUCCAGACUCUGGGCUUGUUCCCCCUCUUUAAGGUGAGGCUCCUGGCAGUCCUGAGGACGCUUCUCCGGGCGCCGUAGGCUGGGGAUUGAAUCGAGCACUCCUAGGACUGGUGGGGAGUGAGCUCCCUGCCGGCUGGUGCCAGCUACUUGCUCAGGGUGCCAGGAGAAAGGGCGCGCUCCUGUCUCCCCGCUGCCCUCAGGAGUUUCCCGGAAACCGGCUGCCUUGCGGAGCUGGGCCGCGCUCCGCGUGUGGUCGCCUAAACUCCGGAUCCGAAAGGGCAGCGGAGGGAACCCUGCCCGGGGCAAGGGCUGGGGCCACGCGGAUAGAGAAGGCCGAGGGCCGACCUUUCCAAGACCUUGCUCUCCGACCUCCCACGUGGGGCCCAGGUCCCGGGAAUCAGCGCUUGGGCUAUCAGGAAACAACUCAGUGCUCGGGAGCAGAGCUUCCUCCCGCGCUCGCAGGCGGCACAGCUGAACCAGCCUGAAGCCCCGGCUGGGUCUGCAGCUGGGCGCACCGGAGCACCAGGCGGGGACAGCGAGAAGCCCCGCCCCCGCCGACCCGGCCGCCCUGCCCUCUCCAGCGACUAGCCUGGGAUGGGGGUGUGGUCCCGAGUCUGCUGUGGCAUCGAGCUUUGCUCGGAGCUCCUGGGAACGCUCCAACACCCGCGGCCGGUUUCCCCGGGAACGGUCUCCGGCAGCGCGCCCCAGUCUGCCGGACACCCGGGAACGUUCUGACACGUGGGAGAUGCCCCAGACGCAAGACACUGUCCGGAGAACACCCUUACCACCCCUUACUGCAAGCUGCAGAGUAGUGGCGGGAAGCAUGCGGGACUACGACGAGGCGACCGCCUUCCUUGGCGAGUGGGGACCCUUCCAGCGCCUCAUCUUCUUCCUGCUCAGCGCCAGCAUCAUCCCCAACGGCUUCAAUGGUAUGUCGGUAGUGUUCCUGGCGGGGACCCCGGAGCACCACUGCCGGGUGCCGAGCACCGCAAACCUGAGCAGCGCCUGGCGCAACCACAGUAUCCCCGUGCGGCUGCAGGAAGGUCGCGAGGUGCCCCACAGCUGCCGCCGCUACCGGCUCGCCACCAUCGCCAACUUCUCAGCGCUCGGGCUGGAGCCGGGGCGCGACGUGGACCUGGAGCAGCUGGAGCAGGAGAACUGCCUGGAUGGCUGGGAGUUCAGCCAGGACGUCUACCUGUCCACCAUCGUGACCGAGUGGAACCUGGUGUGUGAGGAAGACUGGAGGACGCCCCUCACCACCUCCCUGUUCUUCGUAGGCGUGCUCAUUGGCUCCUUUGUGUCUGGGCAGCUGUCAGACAGGUUUGGCAGGAAGAACAUUCUCUUCAUGACCAUGGCUGUGCAAACCAGCUUCAGCUUCCUGCAGAUUUUCUCCAUCAACUGGGAGAUGUUCACCGUGCUAUUUGUCAUCGUGGGCGUGGGCCAGAUCUCCAACUACGUGGUAGCCUUCAUACUAGGAACAGAAAUUCUUGGCAAGUCAGUUCGUAUUAUAUUCUCUACGUUAGGAGUGUGCACAUUUUUUGCAGUCGGCUACAUGCUGCUGCCACUGUUUGCUUACUUCAUCAGAGACUGGCGGAUGCUGCUGCUGGCGCUGACGGUGCCGGGGGUGCUGUGCGUCCCGCUGUGGUGGUUUAUUCCUGAAUCUCCCCGGUGGCUGAUAUCCCAGAGAAGAUUUAAAGAGGCUGAAGAUAUCAUCCAAAAAGCUGCAAAAAUGAACAAUAUAGAGAUACCAGCGAUGAUAUUUGAUCUUGCAGAGUUGCAGGAGCUAACCACUCUGAAGCAGCACAAAGUUUUCAUUCUGGACUUAUUCAAGACUGGGAAUAUUGCCACAAUGACCAUUAUGUCUGUACUGCUAUGGAUGCUAACCUCAGUGGGUUACUUUGCUCUUUCUCUUGAUACUCCUAAUUUACAUGGAGAUCCCUACCUGAACUGUUUCCUCUCUGCCUUGAUUGAAGUUCCAGCUUAUAUCACAGCCUGGCUGCUACUUCGAACCCUACCCAGGCGUUACAUCAUAGCUGGGGUGCUGUUCUUGGGAGGAGGUGUGCUUCUCUUAAUUCAACUGGUACCUACAGAUUACUACUUCUUCUCCAUUGGUCUGGCCAUGUUGGGAAAAUUUGGGAUCACCUCUGCUUUCUCCAUGCUGUAUGUCUUCACAGCAGAGCUCUACCCCACGCCCAUCAGGAACAUGGCUGUCGGGGUCACAUCCAUGGCCUCCAGGGUGGGCAGCAUCAUCGCGCCCUACUUCGUUUACCUCGGUGCUUACAACAGACUUCUGCCCUACAUUGUCAUGGGCAGUCUCACUGUCCUGAAUGGAAUUAUCACCCUUUUUUUCCCUGAAAGCCUGGGAAUGACUCUACCAGAGACCUUACAACAGAUGCAGAAACUGAAAGGGUUCAGAUUGUGGAAAAAACAAAGGCAAUCAAUGGAGAGAGAAGAAAAUCCCAAGGUUCUAAUAACUGCAUUCUGAUAAAAUUUCUACACCAUUUGGUAACCUGGAAAACUGCUAUAUAAGACCCCAUGAACAGAAACUUUCCUGCUGAAAUGGAUCAACUAUAACAAUUAACACUAAAAUGGACUUUGCCAUCAAAAAAUGCUUGUCAGGUAGUAAACUUUGGACUGUUAUUCUAGAUAAUGUCCUUGUUUUUAAAAACAAACUGUUUUUAAUGAUUUAAUGAAAUGGGUUUGUAAGUUUUUUUUGUUUUGUUUUGUUUUGUUUUUGAGACAGUGUCUUACUCGGUUGCCCAGGCUAGAGUGUCAUGACAUCUGCCUGGCUCACAGCAACCUCAAACUCCUGGGCUCAAGCGACCCUCCUGCCUCAGCCUGCUGAGUAGCUGGGACUACAGGCACACCAUAAUGCCCUGAUAAUUUUUCUAUUGUUAGUAGAGACGGAGUCUUGCUCUUGCUCAAGCUGAACUUGAACUCCUGAGUUCAAGUGAUCCUCCAGCCUCGGCCUCUCAGAGUGCUAGGAUUAUAGGCGUGAGCCACCUCACCAGGCCUAUAAGAUAUUUUUGGAAAAUAUCUUAGCAAAACACUGGUAAAACACAUAUAAAGAUUAACACUCAUUUCGUAACAUUAUAAAUACUACCCAAAUAAAAAGAAUGUCACUGUAUUAAGACAACUAUUAGGUGACAACAUUGUGUGUGUAUGUACACAUGAAAAUGUGUGGGUCAACUAGCACAUUCAAAAUUAUAGUAGGGUUUGUUGUUGUUAUUGUUGUUGUUUGAGAGAGAGUUUCUCUCUAUUCCCUGGCCUAGAGUGCCCUGGCAUCAUCAUAGCUCACAGCAAGCUCAAACUCCUGGCCUCAAGCAAUCUUCCUGCCUCAGGCUUCCAAGUAGCUGGGACUACAGAGAUGAGGCACCAUGCCUAGCUAUUUUUUCUAUCUUUUUGUAGAGGCAAGGUCUUGCUCUUGCUCAAGAUGGUCUCAAACUCCUGGCCUCAAGCGAACCUCCUGCCUCAGCCUCCCAGAAUGCUAGGAACCACUGCCCCAACCCUAUAGUAAUUUUAAAAAUGAAUUCAGAUACUGUUAUAGCCAAAUGAUUACUUGCAGUAUUCCUAUCCAAAAAACCUUCUCCACACCUUUGAGAAGAAAUGGUGGCUGCUAGAGGGAAAAAACAAACCAUCUACUCUCAUACUUAAUACAGAAUUAUUUUGUGACCAGAUGUGUGGCGGGGAGGGCUCCCCAUACAUCAUGCAAUUCUCCAACAGCCACUGUAAGUCCUAUAAUCCAAUUUAAUUCUGACACUGUCCACCUAGAUUUAGUGUUAGAUCCCAUGGGUUGAGGGCUCAGUCCCACAGGACUGCCCCCACUUCAGAUGCCAACCACAAAUUGAAGCCACACAUUCUUCUGACCUAUCAAACUACAAACCAUGGUUUCUACAGCUCCCUCCUCAUGUUCAGUUAGUUUGCUGAGAUGGCUUACAAACCUCAGGAAUACUCUUAUAUUUGCUGGUUUAUUAUAAAGGAUUCAGAAGAAUAGCCAGCUGAGGAGGUACAUAGGGUGAAGUCUGGAAGAGUCUCAAGCACAAGAGCUUCUGUCCCAGUGAAGUUGGGGUGUGCCAUCCUCCAAGGGUGUGGAGAGCUCUAUGACAGAAACUGAGAGUCUCACUCUGUGGCCAGACUGGGCAAACUCACAACCUCAAGUGAUCCUUCCUCCUCUGCCUCCCAAAAUGCUGGGAUUACAGGCAUGAGCCACAAUGCCCAGUCUCCAAACAUGCAUAUUUCAUAUUAUUGAUAUAUCCCAAUGGCAGAUAUUAAUAGUAUUUUAUAAGUGAAAUGCAACAAGAGAUGAAGAAGACUGGCUCAUGUGGCCUUUCUGCCUUGAAGAAGGAAGCCAUAAAUCAGGAGGUAUCACGUUAUCAGACUUCAGACUAUACUAUAAAUCUAUACUGAUCAAAACAGCAUGGUACUGGCAUAAAAACAGAAAGGUAGAUUUAUGGAACAGAAUAGAGAAUCAAGAGAUGAACUCCGCAACUUAUUGUCAUUUGAUCUUUGAUAAGCCUAUCAAAAAUAUUCAGUGGGAGAAAGAUUCCCUAUUUAACAAAUGGUGCUGGGUGAACUCGCUGGUGACCUGUAGAAGACUGAAACUGGACCCCCACCUUUCACCAUUAACAAAAAUUGAUUCUCGGCUUGGUGCCUGUAGCUUAAGCAGCUAAGGUGCCAGCCACAUACACCUGAGCUGGCGGGUUCGAAUCCAGCCAGGCCCACCAAAUGACAAUGACAGCUGCAACCAAAAAUAGCCGGGCGUUGUGGCAGGCGCCUGUAGUCCCAGCUACUUGGGAGGCGGAGGCAAGAGAAUCACUUGAGCCCAGGAGUUGGAAGUUGCUGUGAGCUGUGAUGCCACAGCACUCUACCCAGGGUUACAGCUUGAGGCUCUGUCUCAAAAAAAAAACAAAAACAAAAAUUGAUUCUCACUGGAUAAAAGAUUUAAACUUAAAGACAUGAAACUAUCAAAAUACUAGAAGAGAGUGCAAGGAAAACACUUGAAGAAAUCGGCUGGGAGAAUAUUUUAUGAGGAGGACCCCUCAGGCCAUUGAAAAAUACAUUACUGGGAUCUGAUCAAAGUAAAAAGCUUUUGCACAGCCAAGAGCACAACAAGUAAAGCAAACAGACAACCUUCAGAAUGGGAGAAGAUUUUUGCAGGUUAUGCUUCUGACAAAGGUCUGAUAGCUAGAAUCUACAGAGAACUCAAACUAAUCAAUAAGAAAAGAACAAAUAACCCCAUUUCUAUGUGGGCAAGAGACUUGAACAGAAACUUCUCUGAAGAAGACAGGUGCAUGGCCUACAAACACAUGAAAAAAUGCUCAUCAUCUUUAAUCAUCAGAGAAAUGCAAAUCAAAACCACUUUGAGAUAUCAUACAACUCCAGUAAGAUUAGCCCACAUCAAAAAAUACCAAAACUACAGAUGUUGGCAUGGAUGUGGAAAGAAGGGAAACACUGCUGGUGGGAAUGCAAGCUAAUAUGACCUUUUAAGAAAGAAGUUUGGAGAAUAUUCAAGGAACUAAAAGUAGACCUACCAUUCGAUCCUGCAAUUCCUCUAGUCGGCAUAUACCCAGAUGAUCAAAAAUCAUUUUACAACAAACACAUUUGGACCAGAAUGUUUAUUGCAGCCGAAUUCAUAAUUGCCAAGACAUGGAAACAGCCCAAGUGCCCAUCGACCCAUGAAUGGACUAACCAGUUGUGGUAUACGUACACAAUGGAAUACUAUGUAGCCAUAAAAAAGAUGGUGACUUCACAUCUUUUAUGUUUACCUGGAUGGAGCUGGAACAUAUUCUUCUUAGCAAAGUAUCUCAAAAAUGGGGGGAAAGUAUCCAAUGGUCUCAAUACUACUAUGAAAUCAAUAUAUAAUCAUCUACAUAUUCAUGUGAAUGGUAAAAUAUACUAUAGUCCAGAAAGUAGAAGGGAAGAGGAGAGACAGAAGGGAGGGGAUGAGGAUGUGGGAGAAGGGAGGGUAUUUGGUGGGACCUCACCUAACGUGCAUGAUGCAAUGGAACAUUUCAAAACUAUUAAGAAAACAAUAUAAUUGUGAUGGAUAUGUUAGUUUAAUGUAAGCAUUUCACAUUGUAUAUCAAAUCAGUACACUGAACCCCAUAAAUACAUCAAUGUGCAUAGUUAUGAUUUAAUAAAAAAAAUUUUUUUAAAAUACAAAUUUAAAUAAAGGCUGCAGUUUCUAUAGCUACACCUCACAGCCUAUUGAAUGGUCCCUAUUUGUUGCACUUUUGUUGAGCACGACUAGGUCUUCUGUUUCCUAAAACUGGCUUAAGGUAUAUUGUACUGGCAAACAGAAAAUCAGAACAACUGCACAAACCAGUCAGAUUGGUAGAGAUUGUUUCUAUGCCUACAGCCAAGAGUGGUGAGCACCAAGGAAGAAGACAGUGACAGCCAACGAUCUGGAGAGCCUUUUCAGACUAUUCACAGAGUUGGGCGGCAAUAUGUCUUUGUUGUGAAAUGAUCUUGAUCAUCUGAGUAUAUACCUAGUAGAGUAUACUGUGCUUCCUAAGCACAGUAUUCAGCUGUCUCUAGAACCAAGUGUGUGUCAGGUCAGCAACAUUGGAACCUCCAUGCCACGAAAAAACAGCACAAAGAUAAAAGCCACUAAAGGGAUAACAGAUUACCAUAGGCUCAGAAAAUAAAUGUCAACUACGUGUCUCAUUGGGUAUUAGGCAUGCUGAGAUGAUCACAUAGCAAAAAAUUACUCCUGGAAACUUGAGGCAGCAUGCUUUCAUCAAAAGUGGCUGCCUUUUGAAUGAAAGUGAUAAGCUCCGGAUCCUCUAACACAGUGUUUUCAACCUUUUUAAUCUCACGACACACUUGAACCUAUAGUUAAACUUCCAAGGCACACUUAAAUUAUGCUGAUCAAAAAAAAAAAAAGGUAAAAAAUAGAUACUUACUGUGCUUUCUACUUCUUUAGAAAAUAAUUUAAUUAAUGGUCUUUAAAAUUUUUCGUGGCACACUGGGUGAAAAUCACUGCUUUCGCACAGCUAGCGCUGCAGCACACUCAGAAACAGGGAGCCCCUAGUUUUUGAUAUGCUGCUUGGUGGUGUCACCUUUUAAAUACAAUUAUCCUCAAACCCAAAUUUUCAUCAUGUUACAUCUCAAAAAAACCUUCAUUGCAAUGGCUUGAUAAACUCUCUGAAAGGUGACCUUACUCAUAACCUAACAGAGGAAAAUUAACUACCAAACAGAAAGUAAAAGAAAUAAACGCACAGCAUGUAAUUGCCCCUUUGAAGAGAAAAACUUUAAAUGAAAACUUCCUUCAUUUAAUUAAAAUGCCUUUUACUUAACUUGUACUCUCUAAGAUAGGGGUCUCCAACCUGCAGCCCAUGGACCCCAUGUUGAUUUUGUGAGGACUUUGUUAGCUCAUCUGUGGUGUCAGAUAUCACAAAAAGUAUGCAUGGACCUUUUUAUUUCCUAAUCAGCUUUCCUUAGUGUUUGUGUACUUAUUAUUAUUAUUUUUUUUUUUUUUUAGAGACAGAGUCUGACUUUGUCAAUCUCGGUAGAGUGCUGUGGUGUCAGAGCUCACAGCCACCUCCAGCUUUUGGGCUUAGGCGAUUCUUUUGCCUCAGCCUCCCAAGUAACUGAGACUACAGGUGCCCGCCACAACGCCCGGCUAUUUCUUGUUGCAGUUUGGCCAGGGCCAAGUUUCGAACCCGCCACCCUCAAUAUAUGGGGCUGCACUCACUGAGUCACAGGCACCGCCUGUGUUUGUGUACUUAAUGUGUGGCCCAAACCAACUCUUCCUCCAAUAUGCAUCAGAGAAAAAAAGAAAAGAAAAGAUUGGACACGCCAGCCAAGAGUUUGCUUUUUCUGCCUUGAAGAGCCCUAAGCAGAUAGUAGGGAUAUGAGCUCCCAUCUACAACUCUCUGCCACGGUUCCUGCCAAAACUCCCAGAUUUAAAGGACUUAGAUAAGCCAGAAAGAGCAACAAUUUCACCAUCGCUUCCAUUAUUAGCCUACUAAAGCAAAGGAAAAAGGCAAUUUUCACUCUUUAAAACUCCAAACACCUUUCCCUCAGCUGCCCUUUCACUCCUUCCUCUAUAUGCUAUGUCCAUUUCCUUUCUCUCUCUCCCUCUCUCAAAUAAAUAAACUUUGUAUUUCAUCCUAUCUUAAACUUUGAGAAUUCUUUCUCCACCCACCAUUAGCACCUAAAUUUCUACCCUUUCACUGUCAUUAUUUCAAGAUCCUUAUCUUGAACUUUUCUAACUAACUCAGAAUUUUUUUUUCUUUAUUGUCAUAUUUCUAACAUACAUUUUAUAUCCAAAGCAGUAUUCUACUUUUUGAUUGGUAUUUUAAGACCCAUAGAAUAUCUUUUUUUUUUUUUUGACCUAUAGAAUAGCUUAAAAUAGUUUAUGCUUUCUCUUUUUUUUUUUUUUUGAGACAGAGUCUCACUGUGUCACCCUUGGUAGAGUGCUAUGACAUCAUAGCUCACAGCAACCUCAAACUCUUGGGCUCAAGCAAUUCUCUUGUCUCAGCCUCCUGAGUAGCCAGGACUACAGGUGCCUGCCAUAACACCCGGCUAUUUUGAGAGGCGGGGUCUCACUCUUGCUCAGGCUGGUCUUGAACUGCGAACUCUUGCAAUGCACCCACCUAGGCCUCCCAGACUGCCAGGAUUACAGGCAUGAGCCACCGUGCCUGGCCUAAGAUCCAUAGAAUAUCUUAAAAUAGUUUACGCUUUUUCAUUGGGAGGGCAGGUGUACAGCCUCAGCUAUCCAGUGUUUUUAGCACCCCCAUUGCAGACUGGCAAGUCACCUUUCCAUCUACCUGGGCAUCAGGCUGCCUGCCCUGCAUGUCCUUCUAAAGGUCAUGCUGCGUCUUUAGAAGCUGUCCUUGAACUUCCUUCCCUGUGGCAGUGAAUGUUCACUCUUCUGGGCUCCUCUGGUAUUAAUCAUCCUCAGUUGCCUCUGUAUAUAGCUUUAAGCUCUAUUUUGCUUUUUAGCCCCUAUGGUAGUGCUGCUUAGCAUAGUGCUUUUUUGUAUCUAAAGGCAUUUGAUACUUUUUUAAAAAAAGAUUUGGGAUAUUUCUCUGUGUCCUGGGAUGGAGUAUGGUGGUGAGAUCAGAGCUCACUGCAACUUAGAUAGAGCUCCUGGGCUCAAGUGAUCCUCCCACCUCAGCCUCCCAAGUAGCUGGGACUAUAGGUGCAUACCACUGUGCCCGGCUAAUUUUUCUAUUUUUUGUAGAGAUGGGAUCUGGCUAUGUUGCCCAGGCUGGUCUUGAAAUCCUGGCCUCAAGGAAUCUUCCUGCCUCUGUCUCCUAAAGUUCUGGGAUUAUAGGUGUGAGCCAGCAAUCCUAGCCUAAUGCUUAUUUUAAUUAAAAUACCUUUAUAACUCUAGCUUAGUGAAAAUGUUAUGUUCAAUGCAUUGAUAUUAGAAUUUUUGAACAUCUAAAUAUUAAAUACUCCUACAGCUGUUUCUAAAUAUAAAAAAUAAUGGUGUGCUCCAUUAGUUACACAAAAAAUAAAACCAUUUUUAAAGUUAAAAAAAACAACGGUAUGUUAUUAUUAGGUCCAGGCUAACGUAGAAAAAUGCCGGUUAACUUCUGACAAAUUCCUGGGCUGCAAGCCCUCAACAAAAUGGUGUAAGUUCAGUUUGCUCCCAAGAUAGAUGGGAAAGCACUCACUAAUUUCUUGCUUGACUAACUCCUGGGUCUGGAAAUGAACUGACUAUCCCCAGACUGACCUUUAAAGAAUGCCAGGUGGAGAGAAUACUGAGACAAAGAUGUAUGGAGGAAAGUACUGGAACUAAGAUGCCUGGGGAAAUAUUAAAACAAAGAUGUAUGACGUAUGGCUAACUAACCGCAACAUUCUGCUUCUGUACAAUGUUUGCUUGCUGCCCGCCGCCAUCCCCAAUGCACCUGGACAGCCUGCGUGCCAACCAGGGUGCAGACCAAGACUUAAAAACCUGACUCCUUAAACACUCGGGGCUGCCCUCAGAAACCCCAGGUUGGGACCCUGAGGCAGUCGCCGGCCGGCUCUUCAAUAAAAGGACUGUAA
Messenger RNA from Nycticebus coucang (slow loris), 10037 nucleotides. RefSeq names its product solute carrier family 22 member 4 (gene SLC22A4). Gene Ontology annotation, cellular component: membrane. The transcript is spliced from 10 exons. Bases 781 to 2520 code for a protein of 579 amino acids. The record is from RefSeq and is a predicted model, not a curated record. Lineage: Eukaryota; Metazoa; Chordata; Mammalia; Primates; Lorisidae. Gene Ontology annotation, molecular function: transmembrane transporter activity; ATP binding. Gene Ontology annotation, biological process: carnitine transport; transmembrane transport.